UCAGAUCCUCAAUUUUCUAUUCGUAAAUUUGUCCGAAUACGAAAAAGAAAAUCUGGGUCUGGGUGUAUAUAACUUUUUCAAUUUUUCGUCUGAGAAAAAAUCUCAACUUUAAUCGGAGUAUCGAGCGCUGAGAUAUAUAUUAUUACCUAACAAGCAACUACUGAAAGGGGGAGACUAGACUUUCAGGCGUAAAUUCAUCUCAGUAGUAUUUGAGCCUUUGAGGUGAAUGAUCAUGAUAUCUCCCCUACUCCAAGCAGCCUAAUUAGAUUUCUAACUUCCCUGAAAUUUAGGAACACAGGAGGUAAAGAAGUUGCAGUUCAAAUGGGGGAGUUCGAUAAUGUGCAAUAUACUGGAGUUGAUAUGGGAGGGGUUCCAGUGUUGGAUAAUAUCAAGAAAGUUUCUAUGGUGCCCCUCAUCUUUCUCAUCUUCUAUGAGGUAUCUGGAGGACCAUUUGGUAUUGAAGAUAGUGUUAAAGCAGCUGGUCCUCUCCUUGCGCUAUUAGGUUUCUUGGUUUUUCCGUUCAUAUGGAGUGUGCCGGAGGCAUUGAUCACUGCAGAAAUGGGUACCAUGUUUCCGGAAAAUGGAGGUUAUGUUACGUGGGUUGCAUCAGCUUUGGGUCCUUAUUGGGGUUUUAUGCAAGGUUGGAUGAAAUGGCUUAGUGGGGUUAUUGAUAAUGCUUUGUACCCUGUCUUGUUUCUAGAUUAUUUGAAAUCAGCUAUCCCUGCUUUAGGUGGAGGCUGGCCAAGGGUAUUAGCAGUUGUGGUUUUAACAAUAGCUUUUACUUACAUGAACUAUAGAGGUUUAACUAUUGUUGGGUGGUUCGCUGUCUUCUUAGGAGUCUUCUCGAUUAUUCCUUUCGUGGUUAUGGGACUUAUUUCGAUCCCCAAAUUGGAACCUUCCAGUUGGCUUGUGGUGGAUAUUCAUAACGUCAGUUGGGGUUUAUAUUUGAACACUCUCUUUUGGAAUUUGAACUAUUGGGAUUCAAUAAGUACUCUGGCGGGAGAAGUUGAUAACCCCAAAAAGACUCUUCCAAAGGCUUUGUUUUACGCCUUAAUCUUGGUUGUCUGUGCGUACUUCUUCCCUCUUCUUAUUGGUACGGGUGCUGUACCAGUUGAACGUGAUACGUGGACUGACGGAUAUUUUUCAGACAUUGCAAAAAUCAUAGGAGGGGUCUGGUUGAGAUAUUGGGUACAAGCUGCUGCAGCAUUAUCAAACAUGGGGUGUUUUGUAACCGAGAUGAGUAGUGAUUCUUUCCAACUUCUCGGGAUGGCAGAGCGUGGAAUUAUUCCAGAGUUCUUUGGGAAGAGAUCACGUUAUGGUACCCCUUCAGUUGGUAUUUUGUUCUCUGCUUCAGGAGUGCUUUUGUUGUCCUCAAUGAGCUUUCAAGAGAUUGUAGCUGCAGAAAACUUUCUUUACUGUUUUGGGAUGAUACUGGAGUUUAUAGCAUUUAUUCGCUUAAGGAUAAAGUACCCUGCGGUGGCAAGACCUUAUAAAAUACCUGUUGGAACGGUUGGUUCUAUAUUAAUGUGUGUUCCUCCAACUAUAUUGAUUUGCGUGGUUUUAGCUCUUGCUUCUUUUAAGGUAAUGCUUGUAAGUUUCGCAGCAAUUGUUAUUGGGUCCCUUUUGCCACCUUUGUUUGGAUACACUGAGAAAAUGGGGUGGUUAAGGUUCUCUACUAGCGCUGCUCUUCCUGAUCUCUUCGCUUUAAAUCGAGACAGUGCCCAAUCUUUAGUCCAUUAAAAUGAUGAAGAGGUUUUCCUUCUUGGGUUUAUGAUGGACAAACAUGAGGUGGAUUAUGGCGAAUUCUAUGACAUGAAAGUGAGCCAGUUCUGUGGAAAUUCCUAUCAGAAGCCUCUUCUCGGGUAAUACAAUGCACAAAUGCACACUUCAAUGAUUUAUGUUGAUGCUUCUUUUUAUGACUGUGAAAAGAAUUCAUGUCUGGAUACUUGUCGACACUUUCACUUCUUGCCUCCGUUGUCAUAGGUUUACUUAUGUUAACAGUUAAGAGAAAACUUUGAUGUUAUCUUGUUUACAGUUAAAUUCUUCCUUCCAGAUGUAUAUUAGUAAUAGUUCCAAGUUUCGACCCAUCUUUCUUUACUCAUGUCUGCUUUUGGUUCUUGCUUUCUUGUAUACCUGGUUGUUCGUCAGCUGUUUUUACAUGGCAAAGUGUGGAUCUGAUGACUUUACAGAAGUAGUUAAAACUAUCCAAGACAAUGUAAGUCAUGGUGUUGUAGGGGUUUUUAUUGUAAUCUGCUGUUCUAAUGAUAAAUUGAAAUACUCAACUUUUUAGUUUAUGAA
Molecule: messenger RNA, 2298 nt
Organism: Papaver somniferum (opium poppy)
Lineage: Eukaryota; Viridiplantae; Streptophyta; Magnoliopsida; Ranunculales; Papaveraceae
Product: probable polyamine transporter At1g31830
Exons: 2
Coding region: 322-1740 (472 amino acids)
Biological process (GO): transmembrane transport
Cellular component (GO): membrane
Molecular function (GO): transmembrane transporter activity
Source: RefSeq, a predicted model, not a curated record